CGAAAAAGACAUUGUGUUCCAGAUCUGGUACUUAAUGAUGUAUUAAAUGAAAUUGCUCAAGAAUAUGCUGAUUAUUUGGCUAGCACAGGUUCAUUUGCACAUAGUGGGAAUACGGUGAAUGAUGGUGAAUAUUUAGGAGAAAAUUUAUAUAUGAUGAGUGGAUCUGCAGGUGUCACUGUGAACGGUAAAAGUCGAUAG
This is a messenger RNA of Didymodactylos carnosus, 198 nucleotides long. Lineage: Eukaryota; Metazoa; Rotifera; Eurotatoria; Philodinida; Philodinidae. The record is from the annotation of a GenBank genome assembly.